This is a messenger RNA of Staurois parvus, 312 nucleotides long. The record is from the annotation of a GenBank genome assembly. Lineage: Eukaryota; Metazoa; Chordata; Amphibia; Anura; Ranidae.
GCCCAUCAGUGCCACCUGCCAGUGCCCAUCAGUGCCACCUGCCAGUGCCCAUCAGUGCCACCUAUCAGUGCCAGUCAGUGCCACCUAGCAGUGCUGCCUAUCAGUGCCACCUAUCAGUGCAUGUCAGUGCCGCCUAUCAGUGCUGCCUAUCAGUGCCACCUAACAGUGCCAGUCAGUGCCGCCUAUCAGUGCUUCCUAUCAGUUCCAUCUAUCAGUGCUGCCUUUCAGUGCCCAUCAGUGCAACCUACCAGUGCCUCCUCAUCAGUGCACAUCAGUGAAGGAGAAAAAUCACUUAUUUACAAAAUUUUAUAA